Messenger RNA from Exophiala viscosa, 1221 nucleotides. Its product is annotated as 3-oxoacyl-reductase. The record is from RefSeq and is a predicted model, not a curated record. The transcript has 2 exons. NCBI's taxonomy places the organism in Eukaryota, Fungi, Ascomycota, Eurotiomycetes, Chaetothyriales, Herpotrichiellaceae. The coding region runs from base 116 to 1123 and encodes 335 amino acids.
GACCAUAGUACCUUUCAAGCGAAAGCACCCGCAAGUCUUGAAAAAGUGUCCAGAGCCAGAUUGGCCGGCUGCAGAACAACAUAUCACCAUUCAAUAGCUGACGCAACGAUCCACCAUGCCGUAUUUCAACGCAAGAACCUGCUCUCCAACAAAUCUUAAGGAUAAAGUGUUUGUCAUAUCUGGAGGAUCUACCGGUAUAGGCGCAGCAACUGUCGAGUACCUCGCAUCACUUGGGGCAACGGUGGUCUUUGGGGAUCUCAACAGAGCCGCGAGUGAGUCACUUGUCGAGAAGCUCAAAAGCCCAAACGUCAGCUUUCAACAAUGCGAUGUACGCCAGUAUCAGGAAGUGGUCGCCUUGUUUCGCUACGCUCUCUCCGAGCACGGUCGAAUCGACCAUGCGGUUGCCAAUGCCGGCGUGAUAGAGCAAGGGAACUGGUUUGACAAAUCCCUAACCAUCGACUCGGUCGAGCAGGAACCAAACGCUUUGGUGUUGGACGUCAAUCUCAAGGGUCUCAUAUACUUCUCGCGGGUUGCUGCCGUGUAUAUGGCUCAUGAUAAAAGCCCGGGCGAGGACAAAACCUUGACUCUCUUGAGCUCGGCCGCUGGCUUCAUCGAAAGUCGGAAUCUGUUCCUCUAUCAGUGCAGUAAGCAUGGGGUCCUGGGCUUGUUGCGAACGUGUAGACUGGCUUUUCCGGACGCCAUGAAGGGCGUGAGGGUAAAUGCCUUGUGUCCGUCGUUCGUGAGGACAACAAUGACCAAAGAUAUCGCUGCCAGCUGGGACGCGGCUGGUCUCCCAGCAAAUGAAGUGGAGGACUUAGCGCGGGCAAUCGCGAUGUUGGCAGCGGCCGAUACAGCCACAGCUCCCGGUCUCCUUGAAAUGGAGAAGCGUUCCGACGGUAUUGUUGUGAACGAAAUGAAUAGCACUGGUGCCAUGCAAUGGGGAGUUGUCGAGGGUCAAAGUGGCUUGACCGGGAGAGCAUUCUACCUUGAAGGUGGAGUAUGUUGGGACAUAGAAGAAGGGCUGGACAGGACGAGGCAUCUUUGGCUCGGAGAGCAGCCCGACGGUCAGAUCGUCAAAGUGCAACAACUCAUGCGAAAGGUUGGCUACCGUGAGCGGGAUUGAAAAAGCAUUGGCGAGUCGUACGGAAGCCCAAAACUCUGCUAAGUAGAUUCCACCUGCUCACCGGGAAAUGAUAUUAUAUAACUGGAAACUAGAUAAGG